Racocetra persica is the source of this 232-nucleotide messenger RNA. Lineage: Eukaryota; Fungi; Glomeromycota; Glomeromycetes; Diversisporales; Gigasporaceae. The record is from the annotation of a GenBank genome assembly.
GUGUGAAAAAGAUGAUUUCAAAAAGACUCAAGAUCAAGAUGCAUACUUAAAUUGUAAAUUUCUAUAUAAAUCUAGUAAUAUCCAAAGUCCUGUUACAGCUCCAAUAGCAUUACCACAAAAUCCAGAUAUAGUUCAGAUUCUAGUACAAAUUCAUGUUCUAAUAGGUAAUUUAAUUUUAUUAGCAGAGCAAGCACCUUUGAUGCUAGACAAUACACCCUUAUCUCCUAUUUAA